This is a messenger RNA of Papaver somniferum (opium poppy), 561 nucleotides long. Its product is annotated as receptor-like serine/threonine-protein kinase At4g25390. The transcript is spliced from 2 exons. Bases 1 to 561 code for a protein of 186 amino acids. The record is from RefSeq and is a predicted model, not a curated record. NCBI's taxonomy places the organism in Eukaryota, Viridiplantae, Streptophyta, Magnoliopsida, Ranunculales, Papaveraceae.
AUGGAGAAAGGCGAUGAAGAAGAAAUUAAGGCUAUUGAGAAGAAUAACACCUGGAGAUUGUUAAACACUUACGAAAGGACAAAGAGGAAUUGGAGUAAAGUGGGUGUACAAAGCCAAGAAAACGUUAAAGGGAGGUUGAAAGAUACAAGGCAAAUUGGUAUAGUAAAAGGAUACAACCAAAGAGAGGGCAUCGACUAUGAUAAGAAAUGUGAUGUUUAUAGCUUUGGGGUGAUUAUAUUAGAAGUUUUUAUGGAAAAACAUCCAUCAGAAAUCAUCACGUUGCUCUCGCAAAUUCUUCUUUCACCUCCAGCAUCGAGUAUUGUGGGGCAAAACAUAAGGUUGAAAGACAUCUUGGACCAAUCCAUUGGAGCACCAACAUAUAUUGCGCAGAAAGAAAUAAUGUAUAUGGUGAAAGCUGCAUUUUCAUGCUUACGGGAUGACCCGUGUACUCGACCAACUAUGCAAGAGGUCGCAGUAGAGCUAUCUUUGUUAGCUCAGAACAUGGCAGAUUUAGCAAAGCCUUUAGAAAUUAUUACUUUAGCCGACAUUCUGUUGUUAUAA